AAGCUCUCUUGGAGGACCACCCGGUGGAGUAGGAUAACAUGAAAAAAGGCCUAUUUCUCGCGGAAACUUACUCGUACUCCCAGCAAGUGUCUCGUAGGAUCAAUUCAUCAGAACUGAAGUGGCCUGUGGAAGCAGAUGGAGCAACUACUCCACGGUUGCUGUCGGAUUUACUUUUUCAUGGAAGGAAAUACGCGAUGUACAACAAGGAAUAUGCAAAUGACUACGUGAGGCUGCUGAGGAACAGCUACAAGCACUUCAACCCGCUGCCAAAACAUAUUAAGGAAUUGCUUGGAGGCAAUACAGAUGGACUCCUACGUCAGAUCGAAGAGUGGUCGCCUCGUAUCUGGCACAUCCUGUAUGUGGCACUUCACAUGCCCUGAGCUCGCUGUAAG
Messenger RNA from Hordeum vulgare subsp. vulgare (domesticated barley), 392 nucleotides. RefSeq lists its product as uncharacterized. Gene Ontology annotation, biological process: mRNA processing. NCBI's taxonomy places the organism in Eukaryota, Viridiplantae, Streptophyta, Magnoliopsida, Poales, Poaceae. Gene Ontology annotation, molecular function: RNA nuclease activity. Bases 39 to 380 code for a protein of 113 amino acids. The record is from RefSeq and is a predicted model, not a curated record. The transcript is spliced from 2 exons.